GGCCUGUGUUGCUUCUACGAGACAGUUAAAUUGGUGAUCGAGCUGUAGAUAACCAUUACGGCGUUGCCAGAUCCAUUCUAUUCCCUGACUUUGACAGCUCCAUUCGAUGCCUAAUUUACCGUAUGUUUUCAAGUGGUUACCUAUAUCGAGUAAGUGUGCGCGCAACCUGUCAAUUCUGGCGCCGUGUUCAAUAGAUAUUCGGAGCCGGUAUUAAUCCUGGAUCUCAACGAGAUCAUUUUCAAACGCUUAAAAGCCUUCCAAGCCACUUCUACACUCAUGCCAUCCCUCAUGGAUACUGUCGGGUCCUCACUUACUUCCAAGACAUCCGGAUCCUUUGAUGGAAGUAACUUGUAUAAUUGUCAUGUCGAUGUCAGCGGUGUAGAUGAAAGAAAGCUCUUGCGGAAGAUUGACAUUGCUCUGGUACCUUGGCUGUCUUUUUUGUACCUGCUCAGCUUUUUAGAUCGUACGAGUAUUGGAAACGCCAAGCUCUAUCAUCUGGAAGCCGACUUGCAAAUUACGGACAAGCAGUACCUGCUUGCUUUGACAGUUUUUUUCUUUAGCUAUGCUUUAUUUGAGGUCCCUUCGAACGUGUUUCUCAAACGCUUCCGCCCAUCUUUGUGGUUGUCAUCUCUCAUGUUACUUUGGGGUAUAAUGAUGACCGUCCAAGGCUUAGUGCACAACUUCGGUGGUCUUUUGGGUAUGCGAUGGAUGUUAGGAAUGUUUGAGGCUUGCCUAUACCCAGGCGUCAAUUUCUACUUGUCAUGCUGGUAUAAACGAACCGAAUUUGGACUGCGGGCGGCUGUGUUCUUCUCUGCUGCUACCGUGUCUGGAGCAUUUGGAGGCUUGCUGGCGGCUGCCAUAUCAAACAUGGAUGGAGUCGGCGGAAAGCCCGCUUGGGCUUGGAUCUUUAUCCUCGAGGGCGUUCUCACAGUCGUUGCAGCACUUGCUUCCUUUUGGAUCAUUCAAGACUUUCCUGACACGGCCAAGUUUCUCUCUGAAGCAGAGAGGACCGUAGUUGUUCGGAGAUUGCAAGCAGACAGUCAAUUCAGUGCAACUGGCGAGAAAUUCAAGUUAAAAUACAUAAAGCAGAGCCUACUUGAUUGGAAGACUUGGUUCGGGAUGAUGAUUUUCGCCGGGAGUGCUAUGCCAUUGUAUGCGUUCUCGUUGUUUUUACCCUCCAUCAUUAAUGAGCUUGGUUAUACAGCCACACGGGCUAAUCUGCUGACUGUUCCUAUUUAUGUGUUCGCUUGCCUCGUAACAUGCGUUGUUGGAUUCUUCGGUGACAGAUGGGGCCGACGUGGUUAUCUCAAUAUGGUGUUCUUUUCCCUUGGUGCUGCGGGAUACAUCAUUCUUAUUGCCUCGAGAAGUGGCCCUUUAUCAUACUUUGCCGCAUAUCUUGCAACCUGUGGGAUUUUCCCUGUUGUUCCGAACACGGUUGCUUGGUUUUCUAAUAAUAUCGAGGGGACAUAUAAGCGAGGUGUUACUCUGGGUAUGCUAAUUAGCUUGAAUCUCAAUGGCGCCGUCAGUUCAAACGUGUACCGCGCCAGUGAUAAACCAUGGUAUACACUUGGACACGGUAUGGUGCUCAUGUACAUUAGCCUCGGGAUGAUAUCCUCGAUUGCCUGUCUAUUUCUCUUAGACAGAGAGAACAAGAAACGCGAGAGAGGUGAGAGGGACGAGAUAAUUGGCGAUAGUAGCAUGACGGGAAACGAGAAAAAUGGUCGAUUUGCUACCCUCGCUGAUGCGAAAAUGGAGAAAGGCGAUCAAUGGAGUGGAUAUAGGUACACUUUAUGAGCGUGAAAGAUUUGACCUCACUG
Messenger RNA from Guyanagaster necrorhizus, 1817 nucleotides. Its product is annotated as MFS general substrate transporter. Gene Ontology annotation, cellular component: membrane. The record is from RefSeq and is a predicted model, not a curated record. Gene Ontology annotation, molecular function: transmembrane transporter activity. Bases 289 to 1794 code for a protein of 501 amino acids. Gene Ontology annotation, biological process: transmembrane transport. NCBI's taxonomy places the organism in Eukaryota, Fungi, Basidiomycota, Agaricomycetes, Agaricales, Physalacriaceae. The transcript has 23 exons.